Molecule: messenger RNA, 1276 nt
Organism: Dreissena polymorpha
Lineage: Eukaryota; Metazoa; Mollusca; Bivalvia; Myida; Dreissenidae
Exons: 2
Coding region: 254-1276 (340 amino acids)
Source: RefSeq, a predicted model, not a curated record
UGUAGCAUUUCACUGAUUACAUAUUACUUUUUUGUAUUUGUACUACAUAAAUAAAAUACAAAUUAUUGACAAACAAAACACUGUCUAACAAUAGUCGAAACUGCAUUGUGACGAAACCUCCAUAAAUACAUUAUUUUAUAUGCCCAAUUUUUUCCUUCAUUAUAAAUUUGUUGAUCCACAUCUGAUUUAGCAUAUUAUACGUUUUAAUAAGAUACUGUUUUAUCGAGUUUUAAUAUUUUUGUCUGUUUUCGGUAUGACCACUCAAUCCUUGUGCAUGCAUGUAAAUAGGAAUAAACGAAAGAAAUCUUAUUUAAAUAAUAGAGAAAUGUACAAAGCAAGCUAUAAUAAAGAAUUGAAUCAUUUGUUUAUUAUCUGUUUAUUUUGUCAGCAGAUCUUGGUGGGUAGCAGAUACCAAGUGCAGUGGGGAAACGGCAGACAGGUAACCCAAGUAGUCGUUCUGGCGACGGGUUCACAAAAAGAAAUGAAAGCCCGGGAGACUGAAGAGGCACAGAAUCCCUCAGUGGCCGUGGCCGCUCCAGCCGCCCAGUUGACUAAACCACCGGUAAAACGACCCAGGGUUAAAAAAAACGAAAAAAGGGAAGGAGUUGGCGCGCAUGGUUGCUGUAGGCCAGGGACAGGUGGCAGCGCCGAUCGGUCCUGUGGGAGUGCCCGCCCCUGUUGCUGUUGCGCUGCCAGCGACGGUGUCCCCAAUUGUACCCGCUCCUACUACGCCGUCAGUGGAGGUUUCCGUCGCGGUUGCGCCAUCAUUACGGGUGACUGCGCCUGCCCCGAGUGUACCGGCUCCAACUACGCCGUGGAUGCAUUACAAACCCUCUACCACCAUGUGGUUUCGUCGGAACCGUCACCUCCACAAGAGACAGUGGUAGACUUGUCCACGCUAGGACUACCGGAGGAAGAGGUCCGGAGAAUUCACGAGGAGAGCAACAACGCGGGCCACUUUGCAUGCCUGCUUGUGAGGAAAGUGUUCCCCGAGCUCUUUGGGCCCGGAAAUCUUCGCUCCCUAUACAACUGGAACGGCAAUGGCCAAAAGAAGAAGUUGGCACUGAACGAAACCCGGCGGAAAGCUGUCAGCAGUGCAGUAUUGGGCUAUCACCCAGAAGUGCGGGGUCCAGGGCCAUUUCAGGAUUGGGUAAUUAUAAAGGUGAAUGAAAUGUUGCGGAGGAAUGAUAAGAGGCCGCUGGCGAGCAGACAGCUCAACAUCGACACGCCACUUUUGGAUGGGUACAUGACCUACAUGAACAGUGAUAACAUGUAA